AAUGGUUUUUGUGAAAUAACCAACUGAUUAUUUCAAUUUCAAUCAGUUUCCAUAGUUUCUACCGUCGAUGUCUAAGAAUCUAAGUGACCUGUUUGCUUUUUCAUCGUACCCUUUUGUCUCAAAGUUAAAAUCAUUGCUCAAACAUAAGGUUUACAGACACAGAGUUGAAAAGAUGUGGUCAAAUUUAAUUCAAUCCAUCGCAAAAGCACUCCCGAAACGAAACUAUUGUACCCCAGCAGACUGCUCCGAAUAUACAGGAUCCGAUGGCUAUAAAAAAUGGAAAAAGUUAACAUUUUUGGUGGCGUUGCCCUGCGUGGGAUUGAGUGCGCUGAGUGCAUUUAUGGCGCAUCAAAAGCAACAUGAAUACCGUACGAGACCAAAGUUCGUCCAGUACGAAUAUCUUCGCAUACGCAACAAACGUUAUCCAUGGGGCGAUGGUAUUAGGACACUUUUUCACAAUCCCGAAUUGAACGCACUGCCAUCUGGCUAUGAAAAAUAAUCGAACAUUGAUGAUGUUAAAUGAAGAAACCAUAGAAAAUUUCUCAACAUUCGCGUAACCGGUAAAGAAAGUAUCAUUGUUGCUCUUUUAUGUCGCAUCCGGUGAUAGCUUAUCAAUAAAAUAUAUGCAAAUUAAAUAGUCACAUAUAAUUAUAUUGAAGUUGAGACAAUAAUGAAAUAAAAUUGCCUUUUGCGGUCCAUCAACUAACUUAAAGUA
Anopheles funestus (African malaria mosquito) is the source of this 715-nucleotide messenger RNA. RefSeq names its product cytochrome c oxidase subunit 6A1, mitochondrial-like. NCBI's taxonomy places the organism in Eukaryota, Metazoa, Arthropoda, Insecta, Diptera, Culicidae. The transcript has 2 exons. Gene Ontology annotation, cellular component: mitochondrial inner membrane. Gene Ontology annotation, molecular function: enzyme regulator activity. The coding region runs from base 68 to 499 and encodes 143 amino acids. The record is from RefSeq and is a predicted model, not a curated record. Gene Ontology annotation, biological process: mitochondrial electron transport, cytochrome c to oxygen.